This is a messenger RNA of Phaeodactylum tricornutum CCAP 1055/1, 1212 nucleotides long. RefSeq lists its product with no specific name. NCBI's taxonomy places the organism in Eukaryota, Bacillariophyta, Bacillariophyceae, Surirellales, Neidiaceae. The transcript has a single exon. The record is from RefSeq and is a predicted model, not a curated record. The coding region runs from base 182 to 901 and encodes 239 amino acids.
CGCAAGUAUUGUAGCCGUUGCUCAUCUUAUUUGCCUACCUACCUAUCAGUCAUACUACCUACCUCCCUAGAAUCCUUCUUAUCUAUCUAUCUAUCUAUCGAACUAGUUGCCCACGCACCUACCUACCGUACAGGAGACGACUCUCACAACAACACGUAGACUCACACUUCAGCGUCAGAUCAUGCCUACUAGUCGUCUCCGCCGUCGUCGUCAGAGUUCGGCAAGCCGUCCGGUCCGGGCCCUCAACGGGGGCAAAGCCGGACACGAAGCCCGGAGCACCAGCACGCCAUCCGCCGGAACGUCCAACAAGCUCCACACCUUUUGGCACCGCAUCGACGAAGUACACUUUGAGGCCCAGUCUUCCGGUGCCGACCCCGUGCACGCCCGCACUCCUGGUCGGCGCCCUACUCUGGAACGGGGUCACUCCCAGAAUAGUCCGAAUGCGGAUACCGGGAGAACCCAGAAGCGGGGUAGUCAACGCAAGGUACGGGAACGACAGUAUUCCUUCGGAAACCGACAGUUGACGGACCGGACACUCCCCAUGGAUUCUUGCUGGAUGUCCGGAGACAGUGAAGACGCAGACAGUAGUUGUGAUGAGCAGCCGUUGUCGAAAGCAGACAAUCCUAACACCUCCGAGGCAUUCCUGAAGCACAACGACGACGAUCGAGAUGAAGACGAUCAGUACUCGGAGCAGAACGUCAGCAGCAGCAGCGAAGACGAAGCCGAUGAUGAAGAUGAUCGCGUAGUGGCCUUUGUGUAUCACGAAAUGGGUCGCAACGGUCCUUGGCCGCCACGGAAGAUCUUCACUCCGGCAGUACCCCCGCCACCCGGCCGUACCUCCAAACGUAGUCCCUUGGUAGCAUUCUGGCGCAAACUGGGAUCCAACCACAAGACACCCUGAGUGAGCAAAGAGGGAGCUCCCUUUCAUUCCACACUUGUGGAUGAAAGAGGGACGCCGUGCUCGGAAUUCUAUGUCGAUCGGAACUUGUGGCUGUGGCGGACUGUGGGUACCGUGUCCGUCACGCUUUCCUUCGGGAACACAAGCGUAUCUAACGGCCUCGCACCCAUGGCACCGCGCAGGCCGAAGCACCAAUCUUCUGUUUUUACAUUGCUGUUGAUUGAAACCUUCUGAUGAGGUAGGGUAUACACAAACAAUGAGAAAUACACAAACUUACAUUACCAACGCACUACAUAGUAUCACCUUUCUGUACU